Messenger RNA from Wallemia mellicola CBS 633.66, 4558 nucleotides. RefSeq lists its product as hypothetical. Gene Ontology annotation, molecular function: DNA binding. Bases 2609 to 4537 code for a protein of 642 amino acids. Gene Ontology annotation, cellular component: nucleus; U2-type post-mRNA release spliceosomal complex. The record is from RefSeq and is a predicted model, not a curated record. Lineage: Eukaryota; Fungi; Basidiomycota; Wallemiomycetes; Wallemiales; Wallemiaceae. The transcript has 7 exons. Gene Ontology annotation, biological process: mRNA splicing, via spliceosome; spliceosomal complex disassembly.
UGGGCUUUAUUUUUUAUUUUAUUUUUUGUCUUUUUAUAUUCGUGGUCAUUGCGUCGUGCGCAUGUCUUACUGUCCGACGUAGUUCAGGGUUCUCCUUCCACUGUAAAGAGGUCCGAUUUGUCUACGAGGUAAUUGCCUUUCUGUGAUUUCAAUGUCUGGACAUUGUGGUUUGCUGAGCUUAUCUCCAUAUCUGCUUCCAAGGUCUAUGAGUACACCAUUGGACAUACCAAAACCAACAACGACUUCAUACUCGCCGCCACCACCUGCUGCAACAAGGUUUGUGCUAUUGUACUUCUCGAACAUAUAGCCUGUAUAUGAGCUGUCUGCAUCGUAUAGUGCGAGCUUCUCAGCUGGCAACUGAUCGAGCAUGUUUGGAAUAGAACCACCGGUAGAAUACCAACUACAGAAAGAACUACUGAUAAAUCUCUGCACAGCCUCAUUUGCUAGUGUGUCUCUCCAGUUGUUGCCUUCAUAUUCAUUUGUGAAACCGUUCUUAGAUGAAGUGCUGCCUGAAAUGUUGUACAAUGGUUGAAUAGGUACUUGUGACUCGUCAUCCAUUCCCAAUUGUUUGGAAGGAACAAGUGAGAAAGUUGACUGGCCUUCUUCAGGUCUGCGAAGUGCCUGUGUUGUAACAUUAUCUGGAAGUGCUUCAAGAGCCUUGAUUGUGAUGUAUUGCAGCGGUGCCCAAGCAUUCAAGUCCCAUUGUAAGCCACUAUCAAUGAUAGUUGUUGGCAAUGAUCCAUUAAAUCUAUCCAAUGUAUAUCUCAAGCCAGCAAAGGCAGACUGAGCAGUAUCUACGCUGCUUGAGACGCUGUCUGGAAUGAUACCCGCCCAAUAUGGGAAAUAACUAGCUAAUGACCAAGUGGAAGAGUAAUCGCUUGCAGUUGUGUUGAAAUCUUUGAAGAUUAAAGACUCUUGAUCGUUGUCCCAGUUAAGAUCCAAAAUGGCCUCCUUUAUUUCCUCCGCGCGUUUGUUGUGUGCGUCUAUUUGUUCUUGAUUGCUAUCCGAUGAUAUAGCAUAUAAAGAAGCUGCUGCUGUGUGGACUUUGUAAAGAAUGGAGUUGAGAUCGACAGGAACAAGUUGACGAAUGUUAAGUUGUCUGAGGACGGGAUUUUGGUCAUCUAGACCUUGACUAGCACGAGGUGAUUUCGACCACCGACUGGAGAAAUCCCAACCUGAUUCAGCAGCAGAUGAGAGCUCAGCGUAGAGUUCUUGUUUCUCUUCUUCCGUAUAUUCUACAUCUUUAUUAGUAACCUCGAAAUCAGCCAAGUAGCUCUCAGGUCUUGGCGCAGUAUUUGCUACAUUAUAUUUUGCAACAUUGUGAGAUUUACCAGUCCAUGGAGACUUUACUUCCGUAGUGCGGUUGUUCUUCCACCAGACGAGUUCCUUCUCGAUAGCCGGCAAAGCGAUAUCCAGGAACCCGGUGUCAUUUGUCCAGUUCACGUAGUCUUCUACCAUGAGUGCAAAAAAUGGUGGUUGGGAUCUAUUCAGGUAGUAACUCCUAAAGCCAUUUGGUAUGAAGCCAUAUGUGUCGAUAGCGUGAAUGAAAUUAUUGAGUGUCUCGCGGACCUGUUCACUCAAACCUGAGUUAAGCAUACCGAGGAAGGUAAAGUAAGUAUCCCAGUAAUACAAUUCCCUGAAUCUACCACCUGGAACAACGAAUGUGUCUGGCAACUCCAACAAUGUGGUGUCGCAACUGUCGUUAUCGCACGUAGCUGUGGUGUUAACUUGGCGAAUAAGUUGGCUCCAAUAGCUAUGUAUAGUACCAACGAAUCCCUUCACGAGGUCAUCAUUAAUGUUAUUCAAAAAUUCAGGGUUCGUAUCGAAAUUUUGCAACAGAACUUCCACCAAUUCACUACCUUCUGGACCGAAAUUUUCUUGUACAAAUUGUUCUAUUUGACCUACUGUGGCGUUCUCUUGAUCGCCGUCAUUAACUUUACUCCAAGCGUCUAAGACUUGAGCUUGCGAAAAUUUUGUAGGUUUAUCUAUAAAUGUUUUGCCAUCUUCGUACAGCUCUGCAAGUGCAACAGAUUGCAAAAGAUCACCGGAGCAGUAGAUAGGGCUGCUGCACCAUGGCUGAGGGUAUACCUCCUCAUCGUCGCCCGGAAUGUUGGUGUCCGUGGGGAGAGCGGGUGAAGGUGAAGCUGUAGACAAUGGAAUAUGUGAUACAGUUGCAGUAGCGCUUUGGCUGUUUGAUUGUUGGGCAUUUAAUACACCCGACAAAGCUAGGAGUGCUACUGAUAGUUUUCUCACCAUUGUUCGUAUAAUAGAUGGAGAGAAUAAAGGAUCGCGUGUGAUCAAAGCUAAUAGUUUAAUUUGUUCCUCUUCUGACAUCACAGAUCUUGAUUAGAGUUGUCUAAGCAUCACGUGGUGUCGCAAAAAGCAUGACCGAUGGAAGGGUCUGAAGUCUGAAUAAGGGAAUGUGAAAAUAUUUCUACAGAACUAUUAUUGUAUAUAGUUGCAUAUAAAACACAUGAUGAUGGCUGCUAACUAGAUAGAAAGAAAUCAGAGACGCGAAAUAAGGAAGAGGUAAUAACUGAUAACUAGAAUUUAUAGUAUAUAUUUGAAUAUUUACCCUUCCUUGAACCCAGUCUACCAUCUACAUCAUAUGGCUGACGAGAUAGUAUUCAAGAAGAGAUCUGGGAGGGGAUCAACCCGUCAGAAGGAAAAAUCUCCAGUGAGAUCUACAAAUGACGAAGAGAGUAUCACGCCCACACUGUCCUAUAAAGAGAAGCAGAAAGCUAAAAAGCAGCCACGCCGUUCAAAUCUCUCAUUUGGGACUACAGAGGAGACAGAUAGUACAUUCAAACCAAAGAAGAGUUUAUUAUCACAGUCUAUAUCUAAUAGACAAACAUCUGAAACGCCAACCUCGAAUUACUCACAAAAUGUGAUAGAAGAAUUGAAAGCUAAUACUCCAACAAAAGGCGAUAUAGAAAUUAGCAUUACAGAUGAUAUAGAUACUGAGGAUGGUUAUAGUGACAUUGCGAAACGGAUAUAUGGCGAUAAGGCAAUCAACGACCUCAAAGAGAGCCAAAUUCCAAGUGAUGCAGCCAUCACGGCAGCUAAGAAAAAGAGGCAGGCUGGUACUUACUCAAAUGAGAGUGAUUAUAUUAGUCUGAGUGGUGGUCCUAGUAGCAGUCAAGCGCUCACAUUGACUGGUGACACUGGCGGUGGUAUUGAAAGCAGAUUGCAGCAUGAGGAUGAUGUGUUUGAUGACGAUACUAUGGGAGCCUACACGGGGGCUGAUGAAAGCAUACAUCUUACAAACCAAGGUGAAAAAGACGCCCUUCGUCGACAAAGGAGGGAACGUGGCGAAAUGGUCGAUGAAGUAAUGGAUGAAGCAUCAGAUGAAGAACAACAGGCAUGGGAGAAAGCUCAAGCCAAGCGAGCGAUGGCUGGUGCACACGAAGAGCCAGCAAAUGGUAAUGUCUAUAUUCCAGCACCAAUACCCGAAAUAACACCACUUCCGACACUCAAUGGAGCAAUGAAGCGACUCAAAAAUCUCAGAAUAGAAGGGGAGAAGACACACGGCGAGAAGCAAAAGUUAUCCGAGUUAUCUCAGAAGGAACUCCAAGAAUUAUCACAAUCUGAAAACGAAAUAAGACAACAAGUCGAGGAAGUGGAAAAUCGUCGAUCAUUCUUUGACGAUUUGAGGCAAUGGGCAGAUGAAAUUGCAAGCUUUUUAGACGAGAAGCAACCAAACCUUGCUAAAAUUGAGCAAAGACAUCAAGAUGUAAUGACAGAAAGAUUUAGGAUCCUGAACGAACGGAGAACGACUGGUAAUGUCGUUCUCAAUCUUGAACCUCAUGAGAUUGCAGAAUACAACACUGCCCGGCAAGGUCUUAAAGAUGAUGUAAAGGUGCUCUUCGAGGAUGUCAAAGCAUCUAGCUUCCUGAAUCCGUCAGAUAUACUCAUGGAAAAGUUUUCCGCAUGGCGGAAAGCCUUUGGUGAUGACUAUAUUCGCGCUUGGGCUCCAUUAGGUAUGGUUAGCGUAUGGGAGUUCUGGACGAGAGUGGAAGUAGCAGGUUGGGAUGCUCUCAGGGAUUCAAACAAAUCAAUCAUGAGUUUGAAAUCAUAUGACUUCUGCCAUAAUUACGCUUCUAUGAAUGAUACUGAAGAAGACAUGCAGACAGAAGACGAAGAAGCCAAAUUGAACAUGGAAAGAGAAUGUGUACCACACCUUCUCUCGACAAUAAUUAUACCCUACCUCAUUACACAUUUUGGAAAUGGUGGCUAUGAUCCAUACAAUGAGACAGAGACUAGGAAUGCGUUAGACUUGGUUGAGAUGGUUGAAGGUGGAUUACUUGGUAUGGAUGAUGAAAAAUUAGACAUGCUCGUAAUGUCAUUAGUACAAGUUCUUACUCAGGCAAUUAACAGCAUACCUGCAAAUGUCAGCGCCGAAUUGGCUAAAUGUUUGCUCAAAAAUAGUCUCAGUUGGAGAAGAAUUUCACCUACGGUCAAACAACAAACUGGAUAUGAGAGCGCUUUGCAACAAAUCAGAGAGUUGCUAAUGAGUCGCGGUGUAGAUGUUAACUAAUUUAAAAUGAAUGUUGCCACA